Molecule: messenger RNA, 1086 nt
Organism: Grosmannia clavigera kw1407
Lineage: Eukaryota; Fungi; Ascomycota; Sordariomycetes; Ophiostomatales; Ophiostomataceae
Product: WD repeat-containing protein
Exons: 5
Coding region: 1-1086 (361 amino acids)
Biological process (GO): mRNA export from nucleus
Cellular component (GO): THO complex part of transcription export complex
Molecular function (GO): protein binding
Source: RefSeq, a predicted model, not a curated record
AUGGCUCCAACCUUCUUGCGCCAGCGCGAGAAAUUGCCACGGGAGCGAUUUGUGAGCUACUUUUCGGGCCUGAAGACACAGGCAUACUACGAUCCUGCCGCUGCCAGAGCGCUGUCCUACCACGACCCGGCUGCAACAGAGAAGGGCGAGAUCAUCGGAGUGCGAUCCAUCUCCUGGAACCCGCUGAGCACACUGGUUGCUACGGGCUCGAGUGACAAGAGCAUCCGCGUGUGGAACCCCGAGAAACCGAAUGUGCAGCAUUCAACACAGCUAAAGGGUCACACGGCACCGGUGGAGAAGGUGGCCUUCAAUCCUGUUCGCGAUGCUGAGCUGUGUAGCGUCAGUGCCGACGGCGUGGUCAAGUUCUGGGAUGUGCGCACAAAGGCGUGUGUCAACGAGGUUCGCAACCUGGGCGACACGUUCACGCUGGCCUGGGCGCCGGACGGGGACAGCCUUGUCGUCGGAAACAGGGAAAACGACCUGCACGUUUUGUCGCCGACACAGCCGACACCACUGAUCACGAAGCGGCAACCGGCGAGGACAAACGACCUUGCAUUCUGCUGGGGUGGGAAGAAGCUGUUUGCCGCCUCUAGCGACGGCCGCACGAGGAUACUGUCGUUCCCCGACCUGGAGCCGUGUUUCCGCGGCAAUUUCACCGCGGCCACUUCUGCCACCGACGACGACGACGACGACACAUCUGCUGUCGAGUUUGCGCUCCGAGGCCACACGGCCGAGUGUCUGACCGUGGCUAUGAGUCCGACGGGGCGCCACCUGGCUACCGGCGGCUCGGACGCUAUCAUUGCGCUGUGGGAUACGGCAAAGUGGACGUGCCAGCGGACGAUCACCAAGAUGCUCGGCCCGGUUUGCAGCCUGAGCUUCAGCUGGGACGGAAACUAUGUGGUGGGCGGAAGCAGUGAGGGCACAGGCCUGGAGGUCACCCGGCCUGAAAGCGGCGAUCACAUCUACACCUUCAAGACAGCACAGCCGGUGCCCGUAGUGUCAUGGGCACCGACACGGUAUUUCCUGGCGUACAGCGAGCUCGGAAGUCUGCGCAUCGUCGGCGUCGACACGGAGAGAAGGGCAUGA